AUGGACCCACAACGAAAGAAAGAGGCUGGGCCAGUAGCACCAAGCAGUAUUAAAGCAGCACGAAAGAGUUUUGCUGUUACAAAUACUUAUGUAAAAAAUGUUACACCUCAGAAGGAAAUUAUCACAGUUCAUACUAGUUCACCGCAAAUUGAACAUAGAUCAUUUCACAGUGAACAAAACCAAAUAUACCAAGGUGAUGUGAAUGUACUUUCUAUAAUCGAUACAAAUAAGGAUAUUGUGUGCUGCAAAUAUACUGAAGACACAAAAGAUAUUGCAACUGGUUUUAUUGACGGAACGGUCAGGUUAUUUGAUUGCAAUACUGGAAACUGCACACACACACUUGUAGACGAUGAAUGUCGUGCAUAUCCUGGCCCAGUCACGGCGAUCAAACAUAGACCCGUUAGUAAGGCGCAUCCUAUCACGAACAUGCUAUUGUCAUCUUAUGUUAACGGUUGCAUAAAAUGUUGGAAGUAUAAAUACGAUCAAUGUAUUUAUACCAUACGAGAGAAGCGCCAGACUUUAGGUUUAUGUUACCAUCCACGAUUUAGUAAGUUUGUUACGUAUGGAGAUGAUGCAAAACUUAAUAUGUACGAUGAAGAAGCACAAACGCAGGAAAGAACAUUCUAUUCAAGUCAACGAAAAAAUAUCAUUGAUGGGCAUACGUCUAGAAUUUUCGCAUGUGCAUUUAACCCUAAGUCGCACCACGAGCUCAUAUCAGGCGGCUGGGAUGACACGGUGAUUUGCUGGGACGAUCGUCAACCCUUCGCGACCAAACAUUUCCUCGGAGUUCACAUGUGUGGUGAAGGUCUGGACUUCGAUAAACCUGGGAAGCAGAUUCUUACCUGCUCGUGGCAAGAAAGAGACACAAUUCAAAUUUGGGACUACGGCUCUUGUAAACUAAUAGAAACUAUCGUUCCCGACACCCAUCAAUCGAAGCUAUAUUGUGGAAAGUUGGUUCCUCAAACCAACUUGGCUGUAUGUGGUGGUUCCGAUUCGAACACGUUGCGAGUUGUUGACAUUAAUAUGAAGAUUACGGAAUGCUCAAUUAGAAACAAUCCAGGUGCAAUAUAUGCAUUUGAUUUCGGAACAGUAAGAAGGAAAAUGAGUAAAGUUCCCGAUACAUAUAAGAAAAUAAGCGAAAUUCAAAACAUACCUAGAGUAGCAUUCGUCACUGGCAAAAGAUUACAGAUUGUAGAUUUUGGAUAA
Molecule: messenger RNA, 1206 nt
Organism: Pieris macdunnoughi
Lineage: Eukaryota; Metazoa; Arthropoda; Insecta; Lepidoptera; Pieridae
Source: the annotation of a GenBank genome assembly